AUGCCAGCAUUGAAGAUCCCACUUUUCAAAAUGAAGGACAUGAUACUGAUCCUGUGCCUCCUGAAAAUGAGUUCUGCAGUGCCGGUGUUUCCUCAGCAACCUGGGACACCAGGCAUGGCUAGUUUGAGCCUUGAGACAAUGAGACAGUUGGGAAGUUUGCAGGGAUUAAACAUGCUUUCUCAGUAUUCAAGAUUUGGCUUUGGGAAAUCAUUUAAUUCUUUGUGGAUGCAUGGUCUCCUCCCACCACAUUCCUCUCUCCCGUGGAUGAGACCAAGGGAACAUGAAACUCAACAGUAUGAAUAUUCUUUGCCUGUGCAUCCCCCACCUCUCCCAUCGCAGCCAUCCCUGCAGCCUCCACAGCCAGGACAGAAACCUUUCCUCCAGCCCACCGUUGUAACCUCCGUCCAGAACACAGUCCAGAAGGGAAUACCUCAGCCUCCGAUUUACCCGGGACAUCCACCCUUGCAGCAAUCAGAGGGGCCAAUGAUUCAACAGGUGGCACCAUCAGAAAAGCCAUCAAAGACCGAGUUGCCAGGAAUGAAUUUUGCUGAUCCACAAGAUCCAUCGAUGUUUCCAAUAGCCCGUUUGAUAUCUCUGGGACCAGUGCCACAAAAUAAACCACCUCCACUUUAUCCAGGAAUAUUUUACAUGUCCUAUGGAGCAAAUCAAUUGAACGCUCCUGCCAGACUUGGCAUCAUGAGCUCAGAAGAAAUGGCUGGAGGAAGAGGAGGCCCCAUGGCCUAUGGAGCCAUGUUCCCAGGAUUUGGAGGCAUGAGGCCCGGCCUUGGAGGGAUGCCCCCCAAUCCAGCCAUGGGCGGGGACUUUACUCUGGAAUUUGACUCCCCAGUCACUGGAACCAAAGGCCCGGAGAAGGGAGAAGGAGGUGCACAAGACCCCCCUGUGUCAGAGGCCAACCCAGCCGAUCUGGAAAACCCAGCUCUCCUUUCAGAGCUAGCACCUGGUGCCCUUGGAGGGCUUCUUGCUAAUCCUAAAGGCAAUAUCCCCAACCUAGCAAGAGGCCCUGCAGGGCAGAGCAGGGGACCCCUCAGGGUCACCCCAGCAGCUGCAGACCCACUGAUGACCCCUGGAUUAGCUGAUGUUUAUGAGACCUACAGUGCUGAUGAGACCACAACUCUGGGUCUCCAGGAAGAAACCACCGUGGAUUCCACAGUGACCCCUGACAGUCAGCACACAUCGAUGCCAGGAAACAAGGCCCAGCAGCCCCAGAUUAAGCAUGAUGCAUGGCAUUUCCAAGAGCCCUGA
This is a messenger RNA of Lagenorhynchus albirostris (white-beaked dolphin), 1263 nucleotides long. It is a transcript of the gene AMBN, whose product is annotated as ameloblastin. Gene Ontology annotation, molecular function: structural constituent of tooth enamel. Gene Ontology annotation, biological process: odontogenesis of dentin-containing tooth. NCBI's taxonomy places the organism in Eukaryota, Metazoa, Chordata, Mammalia, Artiodactyla, Delphinidae. The record is from RefSeq and is a predicted model, not a curated record. The transcript is spliced from 11 exons. The coding region runs from base 1 to 1263 and encodes 420 amino acids.